Molecule: messenger RNA, 1971 nt
Organism: Protomyces lactucae-debilis
Lineage: Eukaryota; Fungi; Ascomycota; Taphrinomycetes; Taphrinales; Protomycetaceae
Product: EXS family-domain-containing protein
Exons: 2
Coding region: 1-1971 (656 amino acids)
Biological process (GO): cellular response to phosphate starvation; phosphate ion transport
Cellular component (GO): cytoplasm; plasma membrane; Golgi apparatus
Molecular function (GO): inositol hexakisphosphate binding
Source: RefSeq, a predicted model, not a curated record
AUGCAGCACGCAACUCAGGCGGAAUUCACAUUUUAUCAGUUCGUCGGUGCACAACUUGACAAGAUUGAUGACUUCUACACCGAGCACGAGCGCGAGGCUGAGACGCGGCUGACGACUUUGAAGAAUCAACUCCAAGAGAUGAAGGAACGCCAGGCUGCCUUGCGCAAUGGGGCAGCCAACGGAUCUUUGGAACCUCCUGCCAGAGAGUAUACACGGCGUCAUGACUCUUUCUUCGAGCGCCUUUACGAAAAUCUCAAAUCGGUGCUCACAUUGGCUGACGAGGAACGGCUGUCGAAGCACCCUGUCAAGCCAGGCAAACGCAACGACACGUUCACACAGAUGACUUUGACUUAUCGUGUGGCAAAACGUCGCCUCAAACUCGCCUUCCAAGAGUAUUACUACUCCCUCGAACUACUGCAAAGCUAUCGCUCCCUAAACAAGCAGGCGCUGAGAAAGAUUCUCAAGAAGUUCGACAAGACUGUCCACGGCAAGGCUUCUGUGGUAUACAUGAAAAUUUUCAACGACGAGACACAUAUCGGGAAGUCUGACGCCACUGAUGCUCUGCAACGUCAGAGUGAACUCGUCUAUGCAAAAUACUAUUGCGGAGGCGACCGCAAGGCAGCGGCAGUGUCGCUCAGGCAAAAAGCGAGAACGGAAGACGAUCGAUUCACAAUGUUGCGAAUUGGUCUUUAUUUUGGAUUAGCAAUACCUCUGUUGUUGGAAGGUCUUGUACGCAGCUUCGAUACAGUCAAUACUACUGAUGGAGUGGUCCAAAGUGUGCUUCUUCAAGUAUGGGCCGGCUUUUUUCUUUUGCUGCUCAUGGCACUUUUAUUUGGAGGCGCUUGCUACAUUUGGCAAAGAAAUCAGAUCAGCUAUCCUUUCAUCUUCGAGUGGCAGCACAACCAUCAUCUGAAUUGGACACAAUACUUUGAGGUCCCGGGUGUUCUGCUCUUGCAGUUCAGCAUCCUUUUUUGGAUGUGUUUCAGUGAAUUCUUUCCGCAGUUUACAACCUGGUAUCCUCUUGUCUUCUUCUGCUCCGCUGUUGCGACAUUGGUGAUUCCGUUUCCUUUUCUUCACUGGUCUAGUAGGCGUUGGCUCAUCGUCGCCAACGGGCGUCUUCUCGUUUCGGGCUUGGCUCUUGUUAGAUUUCAGGAUGUCUACCUUGGCGAUGUUUUCAAUUCUCUCACUUAUUCUGUCGGUAAUAUCGCUCUCUUUUGGUGUCUUUACCGGCAUGGUUGGAACGAUCCCCGUCAAUGCGGGUCGUCACGAUCAACAUUAUUUGGCUUCUUCACGACACUUCCGGGCAUAUUUCGAUUUUUGCAAUGCGUCAGGCGUUACACUGACACGCUCCAUUGGUUUCCGCAUCUCAUCAAUGCUCUCAAGUACCUAUUCACUAUCUUGACUUACAUGUUCCUCUCCUUGUGGCGAAUUCAUGGCAGUACUCGAUAUAAGUGGCUGUAUGUGGCGUUUGCGACAUGCAACACCCUCUACACAACUUUCUGGGAUAUCAACUAUGAUGCUUCCUUAUUACAAUUCCAAGGCAAACACCCUUUGCUGCGCGAACAUCGUGCAUACAGGUUGACGUGGCUUUACUACAGCUUUCUGCUUCUCGAUCCCUUGUUUCGAUGCUCUUGGAUAUUCUACAUCAUCUUCCAAAAUGACAUCCAACAUGCUGCCGGGUUGUCUUUCUAUAUCGCCUUGGCAGAAGUCUUUCGAAGAGCCUGUUGGAGUUUGCUUCGUGUGGAAAAUGAACACGUCGCAAAUGUGCGUCUCUAUCGCGCAAUACGAGAGUUGCCUUUGCCCUACGCCCUUGACAAUGUCAUUCUCUCGACAAAUCCAGCGACCAGGGUCACGUCUGAGACCAAGAAGCCGGCACCCAAGCUCUCCGAGGCGCACGCAACGGACUUUUCACGCGCAAAGAGCAUCAGGUCUGCAAUGCAGUCUGAUUCAGAAGACGAAGAUGACACUUGA